Eriocheir sinensis (Chinese mitten crab) is the source of this 10654-nucleotide messenger RNA. RefSeq names its product tetratricopeptide repeat protein 17-like. The coding region runs from base 35 to 3523 and encodes 1162 amino acids. Gene Ontology annotation, biological process: actin filament polymerization. NCBI's taxonomy places the organism in Eukaryota, Metazoa, Arthropoda, Malacostraca, Decapoda, Varunidae. The record is from RefSeq and is a predicted model, not a curated record. Gene Ontology annotation, molecular function: protein binding. Gene Ontology annotation, cellular component: actin cytoskeleton; cytoplasm. The transcript is spliced from 20 exons.
GCAGGUCACGGGAGUGUAAGCGACGUCAACAAAGAUGGCGGGACGCGGGCACGGCUUCGGCGCCCGCUGCCUGCUUCUGGGGAUCUACACGCUGUUCGUGCUGAAGGCGUACUGCACCACGCACUGGCUGGUCACGGAGGAUGACAAGAUCCAGGCGCAGAUGGACUCCAUCUUCCAGCUGCGGCGGCCAUACGACUUCCUGGCGCUGGCCCAGCAGGAGCAGCGUGCCAUGCAGGUGGAGUCCCUCAAGAGGGAGCUGGUGUCCCAGAAGUCACAAAUUGAUCGCAAUGAAGACAAGGACACUCAGUUAGAGGAGAGAAUUUAUCGCACAGACUCUGACUGUGUCCUGGCAGGCAGACCCCUGACAGAGUUUGACCUUUAUGCCAGCACAGUGGUCAACAUGGAGAGUGCAGGAAUCAGGCUGGAGGAGCACCUCGGGCCCCCUCCAGGCGAGUCUGAGACCUUCCUGGAGCCAGAGUGUGUCCUCACCUUUGACCUGCCCUUCUCCAUGAUGGCCUACGAACACCUGGAGGGUUUGCGUUCCCGAGACAACCUGACAGCUAGUGCGGAGGAAGAGCUGUCGGCUGCCGGGGGUGAGGGGAAUGUGUCCGUGUGGGGCCACCGGGUCGCCACAGGCCUGGCCAAAAACACCACGUCCUGGGUGUUGUACUCGCUGGCCACUCAGUACUGGCGGGUCAAGGCCGAGCCAUACCAGGCUGUGGAGUGUGUCCGCAGGGCGCUUCACUUUGCCCCAAGACAUUAUCGGUACAUCCCAAAAGUCCAUCUGGGGAACAUCCUGCACCGGGCACGGCGGUCCGACGAGGCAGUGCUGGUCCUCCACGCUGCCAUUGACCACCACCGCAACUCCCCCAUGGCCCACAUCACCCUGGGCAACGUGUACGCCACACUCGCCUUCUAUAACGUAUCUGUGUUAUGCUUUGAAAACGCUCUCUACAUGUCUCCUGGAGAUCAGAGUUUGCGGCGGAGGAAGCACGCAGUGUUGUGUCAUUCCAAACUGGAAGCAGCCCUGGAGAACCAGCACCAGUCACUUCAGAGAACGCUGGGAGAGUUGAGGGAUUACCAGAAGCGUCAUGAAGAAUGGUUGUCUCUGCAGCAGAAGUUACUCCUGGAGCAAGCCACUCCCGAGAUGAAGCUUGAGUCCCGGCUGGAGUACGAGGAGCAGAAGAUCAGGGAAAGCACAGAUGGCAGAGGCCAAGACUGUUUCCAGUACCAGCAGGAUGGCCACACCUUCCUCAGCUGCAACAUGAGAAGGGACCAGCUGGAGCAGCGAGGCUCACCCUCUGAGCUGCUGCUUGACCUGCAGAGUCUGCUGCACACAGUUGAGUCUGAGGCGUUAAGACUGGGCCAACAUGUGCUCAAGAGGAAGCCUUUGCUGAUGUCACAGGUGCCACAAAUAACACCCCUUCACCCAGCCAAGACAUACAGGAAUGGUGGAGGGACCGGCGUGCUGGACAUGGCCCUGGGCGAAGGCUUCCCGACAGCUGAGCAGUGUGAGAAGGCACCGCUCUUGCCCCAAUGGGACGACUUCCCCUCGGUCUUCCUGCCAGCAGAAAACAAAGGAUUCUCUGUGGAUCGCUUCCUGAGUGAUGACAUUGAUGUGGGGUUCAAUGAGGAGCACCCACUGCCCUGGCAUCCCCCCAUCUGUGAGCGGCUGACUGAUACAGUGGACGGUAUUGAUGACAUCCCCGGCAUCAAGGAGCGCCACACCCUCACCACGCGCAGCAAAGACCCCCAUGCGGUGCCCUACCUCCUCAAGUAUGGCUACCAAGGCGACGAGGCGGAGAUCGGCCAGCGCAUCAGCAGCUCCAUGAAGAAGGGUGUUGGCCCCCAGUGGCUGUUGUACAACCUGGCUGGCCUGUAUUGGCGGGUGCACGGCAACCUCUAUAACGGCAUCGAGUGCCUGCGGCGAGCCGUGGCCACAGCACCGGAGGAGUGGCAGGAUGUGCCUCUGGUUAACCUGGCAGCGCUUCUCUACACGGCCGGCCACAUUGAUGAUGCCCUGACCCUCACCCUGCAGGCCAUGAGUGUGGCAGACCAUGAGCCUGAGACCAACUUCCUGCUGGCCAACCUGUACUGUGGCAAGGGUAACCUAACAGGCGCCUGGCACCACUACGAGAGGGUGCUGGCAGCCUCGCCCACCCACUCCUCGGCGCUCCAGUACCUCACCGCCCUGGCCUGCCACACACGUCCGCCUCGCUCCACCCGGCCGCUGCCCACUUGUCAGAACCAGCACGGCGGCUCUGAAGAAGGCGUCUGCACAACGGAUGGGGGCUGUCAGGCUGCUCUUGAUGCAGCCCCUGAAGAAAAGAAUGGAAUAGAAGAAGUUAUAAAUCUAGAUCUUGAUAGUGAGACUGAAGAAGAGGUAGAGGAGGAGGAAGAAGAGAAUGAAAAAGAAACCGUAAAAGAGAAGGAAGAGGAAGGAGAGGAGGAGGAGGAGGAGGCAGAAGGCCCGGCAGUGCUUGAUGGCGCCGAAGAUUCCUCCAAAGAGAUAGGCGACCCUCAAGGACCAGAAGCCAAGGCCAGCUCCACCAACAAACAGAUCCACGUCCGCAUUGGAGUGAGCUCAGAGGAGUCUUCAGCAUCCUACAUAGCUGGUGGUGCUGAGGGUGUGGGAGGCAGCAGCAGCACCAACACCAUCACCAGCACCACCACCGCUACCAGCACCAGCACUAGCAGCAGCACCGGCUCUCUAAGUGGGUCAGACUCAGCUGUGGUAGAGGACGAUCCGCUGCCUGAUGUGCUGCUGCGGGUGCGGGAGAGAGUGGCUUCCCCCCCGCCGCCGCCCCAUGUGUGUGACCGGGCGAACAAGCUCAGUGACGUCAAGCAUUUCACAUCCACAUGGCUCUCUGUCUCAGCCAAGAGCAUAGAUAUUGCAGAGUACCUGGUCCCUACACCUCCUGUGGGUACUGCCCUGGAGGAGCCCAUCUGUAGAGGGGACCUGCCAGCCUCCAUGCACACCUUGGACCACCUGGCUGGCAUCAGACACCGCCACCUGUUGCCACACUUCCCAGAGAUGGGGCUGAGGGAGGCGCUGCAGACCCUUACUGACCGCACUCCUGUCUCCGUGGAUCUCAUGGCCACCAGGAUUGCUAGAUCACUUGUCAAGAAUGAGACAUCUUGGGUCGUGGCAACAGCAGCAGCACUGUACUGGCGUGUGGUGGGCAGCGGGGAGCGUGCCGUGGACUGCCUGCGCCACACUCUGCACUACGCCCCAAGACACAUGAAGGACAUACCCCUCAUAUCCCUGGCCAACAUUCUACACAGGGCAGGCCUCUACAAUAACGCUCUUGUUGUGGCAAACAUGGCAUUGGAAAUCUCUCCAAAGUUUGUGGUCAUCCAUUUCACCAUGGCUAACAUUUAUGCUGCAAAGGGUGACAUGGAGAAAGCCACUGCAUUUUACCAGUCCACGUUAGCGCUGCAGUCCUCCUUUGAGCCGGCCAGGGACAGACUCAGAGCCAUACAGUGUGCAACACUAGAUGAAAACUCUACUAGCAAGAACUGAAGUAACUAUGAUUUCUUUUAAAAAGAAAUUAUAUACAAUUUUACUUUAAGGAUAGAUACCAGAAAAGUGACCAGGCCUAUGCAAAGAAAAUGUUUUUUUGUGCUGUGGGUCUAUCAUAGAUGCACCAUCAUGGCCCUAAAUUUCAGGUGUGAAAGUCACGAACACAAAUUACACUUUUUGGGGUGUUCAUGAUAUCGUUUGUGAGUCCCAUCAUUCCCUGAAUUUUAAAACCUUUGAAUUAUGGCAGAACAGAUGGUACCUAAUGACUUCUGUGUAAUGGGGGUGGCAGUGACAGCUGCUGCAUUGUGGGAAUUUAGACUGAACUGUAGACUGAGUGAUGAGAACUUAUAAAAAGCUCUCAUAUGGACAGUAAAGUUAAUGAAGGGGAUGCAGACGGGGCCUUCAGGGUGGUCAAAACAAAAUUGCUCUUAUGAGUCUUGGUUAGGCAGAAUCAUUUACUUGGUCUUGUUUUCCAUCUCUCAAUUUUGCUUCUCUUUUCACGCAAGGUAUCCUGUCAUCUGAUAUGUACCAGAAACUAAAGUUCUUUUACUGGGAGAGCUUAUAUGGCUUGAGCAGCUGGCCAAGCCUUUGCCGUCACUUAACUGUCCAGAGCAUUGUUAAAGUCAUCCCAGAACAAAGCAGGUUAGAUCGUAGGGAAACUGAUUUCUCUGAAGCAGGUUAUCGGAUUCAAACCUUUCAUUCACAAUGAAACUUUUAUUUGAAGUCAACAUUUAAGGCAGAACAAAUAUCACUUGAUACAAUGUGGGUAGUGUUGUCCAUUCACUAAACCUCUUAAAUCCUGUAGCAUAUCUGUUUGGCAUGUGAAUAACUAAUCCAUUUUUGCCGAAGGUGGUUAUUUUUGGGAGAUUGGGAGAGAGAGAGAGAGGAGGUGAGACAUAUGAAGCAUCUAGGACCGCAAGACUGUAAGUGAUAUUUUUAACCCGUCCCCGGUGAUUGGCAUGGAUUUGGCUUUCACUGGUAGCCUGGUGACACAUACUCCCAGGUCUUUCUCUGCCUCUGGUGGAGAGUGGAGUGUUUCCCAUGUGGUACUGGUAUGCUGGAUAUCCUCUCCCAAGGUGCAGGACUGUAGAUUUUUCUUCAUUGAAUUGUAGCAGCCACUUUUUGUUCCAUUCCUGUUGCUUGGUGAGGCUUUCUUGAAGGAAAUCCGUAGUCAAGGGGUUAAAAAGAGAAACGAAGGUACAAAGUUUAUUUUUUUUUAUUUCUACCUGGACCUGAAUGGCUCAAGUAAAUCCACCAUGGGACAGAGAAAAGUAUGGGGAAGAGAAUGGCAUACUUUUCUGAGGUGGUGCUUAUGAGCUUCUGGUCCUAGAUGCCUCAUGUGUGUGGCUGGGGGGUUUGUGACUGUGUGGUUUGCAAACAUACUGUGUGGCAGCAUCCUGUGGCAGAGAGAGAGAGAGAGAGAGAGAGAGAGAGAGAGAGAGAAUAUAUGCAUUGUGGAUGGUUCAAGAGGUCUCUUAGCACAUUCUGAAAUCUGGCUAAUCAUAUCACUUUUCCUGUUAUUUGCAGAGCCUUGAGAACACGCUGACAAGUUGUACUGACCCACAGUGUUGGCGGCACCACUCACUCUGUGUCGAUACAACUUGUCAUCAUGCUCUUGAGGCUCUGCAAAACCAGCAGCAGUGAUAAGAUUAGCCAGAGCUCAGAAUGGGUUAUGAGGUAUCUUGAAACAUCCACCAACCAUGCAUUUACCGAGUCUCUCAGUCUCUUGAUCUCUCUCAUGGUGAGGUGUGCUGUCAACAGGGUGAGCCAUUAUAACUCUUGUCAUCGUUCCCUUGACACCUUGGAGUUGCAGCCUCGCUGCCCUCCUUGGCAGGUGGUGUCCUCUAGUGGCACCACGUUCUAUCAGUAAACUGCCUCCACCACAGAGCAGCCUCUCCGCACCAGGACAGUCUUCAUGGUUGGAUGGCACCGCUCUGAUGUGCAGGUGCCUGACAUGACGAGACGUGGCACAAAGAUAUUGGACUGCCAUACCCCAGGCAGCGAACUCCUCAAACACAGAGCUGCAGAGGUUGGUGGCAUCAUCAGGUGGCAGCUCCCUGGGACUCCAGCUGCUCAGUGACGCUGGCGGUGUCUUGGGGGCUGACGCCUCUGCAGAUGGUGUAGUGCUGUGGGCCGCAGUCUGUACGAGUAAGGCAGUGUUAAUUAUUGACACAGCAUAUGUCCAUAAUGACUGCCCCAAAAUUGAGACUCCCAAUUUUCCAUUUUGCCAUUUUUGGGGUGUUGAGUUGAUAGACUGACAUUCCAUUCACGGUAUCCUUGCACAAAAUCACGUAGCUGUUGCCACUGAACUGUGGGAUAUCCUUGCACAAAAUAAAUCGUGUACCCAUUGCCAUUUAAUUGGGAUAGUCUGUCCUGCAAAAUUAGUGUAUGCUUGACACCUGGAUGUCCACUGAUCCACUGGUGGCACCUGGCAACAUCCUGCUCAGUGAUGGUGGCAGAAGACAUGAGCCUUACAUCCAUGCUUGAGCCGUAUAUACUCUUCAACAACAGUGCACAGUGUCUCUAAGCGCCUGUGGAUCAGCAUCUCGCUAGAGACCGCCAGCGUCUCCCCAAGGAUUACUGCAUCAUCGGCAAAAACAAGGUUGAUGACCUUGAUGUUGACAAUAGAUGCUGCACAAUGACUCUGAUCCACAAGUCUGCCUAAUACUCAGUCUGUGCAAGUGUCAAAAAGUGAUUGGGGCGAGGACACAGCUCUGCAUCACUCCUACAUUCCGGAGGAAAGAAGCUGCAUCAAUAAUGGAUUGGCAAGCAUCUUGCUUGGCACUGCCUGGCACACUCAGCAUCAUAAUUCCAUGGUAGUUGUUGCAGGUCUGGCAGCUCCCUUUCCCUUUCCCAAGGGGAGGAGGUGGCUGAGUGGUUAGUGUGCCAGCACCGCGUCCAGGAAGAUGUGGGUUCGAGUCCUGCCUGCUGCCACAGUUGGGAUUUUUCAGUCACUGCUGAGUGGCCUAUGACUACCCACAUGCUGUUCUGAAGACCACCUAGUAACCCGGACUCUAGAUUCUCUCUCAAAGAGAGGCUCAAGGAUGAGCUCUGGGGGACAGCAUGAGCCAAGCAAGAUGGCGCCUCUAUAAACACUUGCCUGCGCCACAAAGGGCUGGGGAAGAUCAUCAAGCUCCACCAAGAUGGCUUAUUGCUGCCAUAGGCUGAAACAUAAUAAAAAGGGGGGAGGGAUGACCAACUCCCUCUUCCAGUUAGGAGGAACAGUGCCAUAUUGCCAAAUGGCAGUAAAGACUGCUUGCAACUCACAGAUGAUGGCCUAACCUCCAGCUCUGUGCAGCUCUGCACUCAUGUUACAAAAAACAGCUUCCUUUGUAUCCCUCAACUUUGCCACAUCCUCUCAGACCUCAUCAAGAGAGGGUGGACUUUUGUCAAUGGGUGAAUCGGCAUUCACCAUUUUCAACCUAGCAGCUGGUAGUUGCCUCGGAGGGUCUGCCAUGCAUAGCUGCUCAAAGUACUCAGCUCAGUGAGCCCUCUGCUCAUUCACAAGGCAACCAUCUGCUGUUUGGAUAGUGCUCACCUGGGAGGGAAGCUCAGAGCAGAGCUUUUUUAGGGCUCUAGAAGCAGGUCAGAGGUCAUUUUCAUUGAAAUGGCCCUCGACUUCCUGAGUGAGGCUCCUGACAUUAGCUCUCCUAGUCCUUGCCUCAGGAGAGCUCACGUCCUGCAUGACAAAGUCACUGUUCAUUGCAUCAUUACCUAAAGCAUUUCUAAGUCAUAGAGCAACAGAAUAAUUAUAUUUUUUUAUGUGUGAUUGCACAUGAUUGACCUCUCCAAAUCUAGUCCAAUGAAGUACUCAGAAUGGAAGUUUGUGUUGUGUGUGCAUUUGUUUGUAAGUACUCAAAUUCUUGUGUUUUUUUUAGGUUAAUUGGUAGAUUAAAUAUUUAAAUAUGAAGAUAAAUUGAAUGUGUGUUUGUUCCUGUAGCAAUUUUGAGGGAGAUUUAUCAGUGACCAGAAGGUAUGACCACAGUGAAAUCUUGAUGUCUUGACUCUACAAGUUGCUUUACUCUGUCCGGAGAAGCACACAUUUUAAAGAUAGUAAUUUAUUAUGUAAGACAUAACAAGUGAUAACAUCUAUUUGAUAGAUAUUUCAUUAGGCAUAGAAAAAUACAGCAUGUCUGCCUUUAAACAUGAAAAUCUAUUAUUUUGUAUAUAUAAAUAUUAAGAUUUGCAAAAGUAACUUGUGACUACAGCAAGGCCAUCACGUCAGGUCAGGAGCACAAACAUUUCUCUUAUUCCAGUAUUCUGCUCAUCAUUGUGUUUGUUAUUGUACUUAAGAUCAAGAUUUUCUGCCCCUGCCUGAGUGGUCUGGCCUCGGCCUUACCUGUCCAGUGUGUGGCCAGGGAAAGGGAGGGACUGGUUGCACAGGCAGCGUAUGAGCCAGUUAGGACUUCCACUGCUGCUCCUUCAAGUAGCUCCUGCGGGUGGAUGCCAGUUUGUUACAGGAUCUGUUGUAAGGAAUGAGAGUAAAAAAAAUUUGCAGAAAAAUGUAAUUUAACUUGCACCACUCUGUCUGUCUAUAAAGUUUAUGUUAAGAUGAGGCUGUUCAGACACCACUCAGGGCAGCCAUUAUGAAAUAUGACACACUUGAGAUUCAGUCAAGCUAUUUAUCUUCUCUCAUACCAGAUAAUAUGCAGAGUAGCAGGUGACAUUUUAGUCAGAAUUUUGAGGCAAGUUCUCUGAAUCAGGUUUACAAGAAUUGUUUAUUAAAUCAGUCCUUUAUGCUGAGAGGAGACUUAUUCAACAACUGUUGCAAGUGUUCGCCCUUCAUGGAUGAGUCAAUUCUUGCUGGUGUGGAAGUGGAGCUCCUGGACUUAAAAUAAAACUGGUGUUCUGUAUUCUAUGCCUGGAUCAAUAUCUUUUGGAGCCAACACUGUGUUUACUCUAAUAAAAAAUGUGAUUUAAAGCUUACCAACCAUCACAAAUUCUUUAUGGCUGCAAUUAUAAGAUUAUGACCAGAAAGUUACAAAUGCCAUCCAGAGUAUGUUGCAGAUGUUUCUUCAUAAAAUGUAACAUGUAUUGCAAUGGUGAAUAAUGAAAAAAUCCCAACUUAUGCUAGUAACUAAAGCCGAUUUUCAUUUCAUUAAUUAACUGUUUUGUCUGCUCCACAGAGCAGACUUAAAAGUAGCACUGCAUUAUUAUUAUUUUUUUAUUUUUUUUAUUAUUAGUAUUAUUAUUAUUUAUUUAUUUAUUUAUUUAUUUAUUUAUUUAUUUUUUUUUUUUUAAUGCUGGAACAUGAGUUCCUUCUCACAGUCAUGCAUGUAAGACAUGGUUCUCUGUUUCUGGUUGCUCAUUCAAAUCCAAAGAAUCUACCGUUUGCCCGGCGGUUACACAUGCUGCUCUAAUGCCCAGACUGGCUGAUGAGUGUCCCAAGGUGUUGGCCCCUGGUGUAGGUGUUGGAAAGCCAGGUAACUGUCAUCAGACAUGAUGUGAGUGUCAGUAAAAAGGAAUACAGGCAAGAUAUUGUUAAAGAGUCAAACUCUGUGAUAGUGUGUGCCAAAAAGUUGGGUAACUGAUGGUAGAUAUGAGUUAACUUUUUAUUUAGUUUUAGAGUGGCAUUGGGUUGUUGUGGUGUGCCUGAAGGAUGGGGACUGUGAAUGUUAAGUGAAUGGUGAGGCAUAUCUCAGGUACUCAUUUCCAUUACUCUUUACUUACAACUCACUCAUUCCAUGAUGGAGUCCCUUAGGUAUUAAAGGGGAUUCUAGAGCUUUGAUAGAUUCUUAUUUCAACCUUUACUUUUUUAUAAACCACACUACCUGCAUGUUGCGUUAAGGCCUGCCCACACUGUCGGUGGUGCCCAAGGAAUGUGUUUCUCUUGCCUCUCCAGCAGUGUUGCCAUCUUGAGCAGGUCCCGGCAGCUCCACACUAGAAGCAGUUCAUGUGUGUUGUUGUAUACUUGGACAAUGGCUCACCCGGGUCAAUAAACAAAUACAUAUUGUUAUUCACACAGCAAAAAUAUGAUUUGAUAGCAUAAAACAGUAAGAUAAUCACUAUUUAACUUUCUUACGAACCAUUCCAUAAGGUCAAAUUCAUUUUGAAUUUCCUGUUUACGAACAUUCAUUCAGUCCCAUACUAAGACUUCAAGGCCGCCUGCAUUACUGAUGUUAUUCCUAGGUGUUGCUGUGAACACCUGGUUGAUAUGGCAGACUCCUAAACACUACAUAAGUAACAGUAAAACCUGUCUGGUGAGGCAGCUUAUGUACUUUUUACUUUAAUUAGAUGUGGCAUAAUUUGACUGGAUGGUUGUCAAGAGAAAACUAAGAUCUUAUUGAAUUUAGUGAAGUUUGGCAUACAUAUAUUGUAUGACAAACUGAAUAUUUCUUUGGAAUCACAUUAUUGUUAGCAAAAAUGUAAUUAUGUAUUUUUCUCUUUUACUUCUUAUACUCUUGAGUAUAUAGAGAUUAUUUGCCUUGUUGUGUUCAGUCAGUGAUUGCUACUGCUGCUGCUGAUCAAAUGAUCCCUGUAAAGGUAGUUAUGAGCCCAAAGCAACACACCCUGGCGAGGCCAAGCCAUGAAGGGUUGGUCUGCCUCAAUACCUUGUGCUUCUGUCAAGCAUCAUGUUCCCUCUUGGGUGACCUGCCAGUCAGGAGUACAAGUGGCACAUUUGUUGACUGGAGAAGGAGUUUGAGAACAAGUUUAGAGUGUGGACUCAUCAGAUAUUUACCAUAACAAAGCUCUUUUUGGGGAAGCAAAUUUUCUUUAUUAUUGCAUCAUAUGCUGAAAGAAAUAUUUUAUAUUUGUUCACUUACUCAGUGAAGUAGUGAUAUGUAAUUUCAAUUUUUUUGACUUUGUUUUUGGAGUUAUAUUUCAGAUGUGGACUAAAUGUUUGAUUUUCUAUCUCAUUUUUAUUUGCCUUAUACCAAUGUUAUGAGAGAUCCUGGUGUAAGAUAGCAGUGCACCCUCAAUUCAAGUGACAUGUAAUUCCUAGUCUUUGUGAAUAAUGUUAUUUACACAUGUCUUGCAGAUGAAGUAGCCAAUACCGUGCAAGAACUGAAUGUCAACAGUACAGUAUCAUUAUGUGCCCAAAUACUCAUCUUUUCAUUGCACUUGUGUGUAUGCUGUGUAAAAAAAAAGAUGUAAGAACACUGCACUUAAACAAUAAAAGGUAAUUUUUUA